This is a messenger RNA of Psilocybe cubensis, 2361 nucleotides long. RefSeq lists its product as uncharacterized. The transcript has 3 exons. Bases 1 to 2361 code for a protein of 786 amino acids. Gene Ontology annotation, molecular function: zinc ion binding; DNA-(apurinic or apyrimidinic site) endonuclease activity; phosphoric diester hydrolase activity. Lineage: Eukaryota; Fungi; Basidiomycota; Agaricomycetes; Agaricales; Agrocybaceae. Gene Ontology annotation, biological process: base-excision repair. Gene Ontology annotation, cellular component: nucleus. The record is from RefSeq and is a predicted model, not a curated record.
AUGAAAAUUACCCGACAAGCCCUGCAAAAGGCCACCGCUCUCCCGCCCUCUUUCGACUCCUUUUUCUCCUUCCCGUUGCGCAAAACCGGGUACUCUGGAUGUGCCGUAUAUACACGCCGCACCUGUGCGGUACCACUCAAAGCUGAAGAAGGCCUUACAGGCCUGUUGCAACCAAAACCGCCACUUACCUCUGAAGAGAAGGUCUCAGGCGCGGGAAUGUAUCCUCCAGAUGUCACAAUUCCCCUUAGCAAUGAAGAAGGCGGAGAUGAAGAAAGGAGAAAGGCAACAAUAGAUUACAAAACGCUUGACAGCGAGGGUCGCGCUGUCGUUCUUGACAUGGGACUUUUUGUGCUCAUCAAUACGUACUGUCCCAACGAUGGCACCGGCACAGAAGAGCGGGACAUCUUCAAGAUGCAGUACCAUCGCAUGCUGCAGACACGCAUUGAUUGUCUUAUACGAGAAGGACGGGAGGUCAUGCUAGUGGGCGAUAUCAAUGCAUGCGCGGCAAUUGAGGACCACUGCGAAGGUCAGCUCAUGGUGGAGAAAGGAUGGGCGGAGGGGCUUGAGGGGGAGGAGGGAUUUUGGGGCAAGGAAAGCCGCAGGUGGAUGAGAGAUUUGAUAUUGCAGGAGGGCGACGAAUCCGGGAACAGAAAAGGCAAAUUGGUAGACAUCGUUCGCAAGUUUUGGCCAGAUAGGAAGGGGAUGUACACUUGCUGGAACACGAAGAUAUCUGCACGCGACAGCAACUAUGGCACGCGUAUUGACUUUAUCCUCAUCACCCCUGGCCUUGUCCCAUGGAUCAAAGCUGCAGACAUUCAGCCAGAAAUCAAAGGCAGCGAUCACUGUCCGGUGUUUGUCGAUUUCCACGACGAAAUCAUUACCACCUCUAGUCGUUUUAGCGAUGGGACACCAACAACCAUAAAACUUCAAGACGUUUUAGGUGCACCUCCUCUUCCGGAAACAGGCGCUCCAGCCGACCCGCCGCGUAUUGCAGCCAAGUACUGGGAAGAGUACAAGCAGAAGUUACUUUCUAAUUUCUUUGGGAAGAAGGUGCCUGGUGUGCCUACAACCACUGCGACACAGAAAUCUACGAAAGCUCUUUUUACGCCGAAGGCUUCAGCCAGUCCCGCAUCUGCUUCUCAGGAUACUGAUGUUGAAAUGUCAGCAAUGGAUUGUGCUUCACCUGCAUCGAGAUCCAGAAAAUCAUCAUUAACGACAACAGUUAAACCAAGACCACCGCCCAAAGCAACGAACAAUAAGUCAAACUUAAACACGACUUCGCCUGCCGUAUCUCAGUGUCCAAACGAUGUUCAUGACCUUACUCAGAAAGAUAAAGCAGAAACUGCUACAGAUGCACCCAUGAUUGGGACGUCUCAAGUAUCAACAAACAGUGAAACAGAUUCUCAAAGUCGAGAACAGUUACUCUCUCCACCACCGACGCUAGAUCACUCAGCCUCUUCCUCAUCGGACACAGCAAAAUCUGCAGUUGCUCCAGAAGAACCUCAGAAGAUGUCAAAACGUAGAAGAGACCUCGCCGCCAUCAUCGCUCCUGUCAAGAAAGCAAAAAUCUCCAAGUCGUCUUCCUCCAAAUCUUCUUCUUCGUUUCUGUCAGAAAUGAAGCCAGACUCAACAAAGGGGGGGAAGUCGGUGAAAGGAAAAGAGAAAGAGAAGGCCAAACAGCUCAAAGGGAAGGAGAAAGUACCCAUAGAUUCCGAGACCAACUCUCAGGGUGUUUCCUUAUCAUCCGACGCUGAAGAUAUGAACCCCCCAGUAGACAUCUCCGCCACACCAGACACGGAUACGAAAGCGGCAGCGAGCAUGGACGUGGAUGAAGAUGCCGAUUACCGUUUUGCUCUGCAAUUGGCGCAGUCCGAAGGCAAUAUUGCGCCAGAUGACCCAUCCUCAGAGCAAAGUCAAGGCGAAGGAUCAUCCGUCUCUGAGAGGUAUAAAAAGGGACGAAUGAGAUCGCCGAUUCGCCUACCUUCACCACCAAGUACCAAUGGAAACGGAAAGGCGAAGAGCGUAAGAAAAGACAAGGAACAAAACUUUAAACAGGCGUGGAAUACCCUCCUUGCGCCUAUACAGGCUCCUCUUUGCGUUGUCCAUCAAGAACCUACCAAGGAGUACACCGUGAAUAAGCCCGGGCCAAACAAAGGGAAGAAGUUUUUCACGUGCUCUCGCUCUGUCGGACCAGGAUAUGACAAGGGCUAUUCUGAACGACCACGGGAUCAAGUCGAUCCACAAUACAAGUGCAAUUUCUUCAAAUGGUCGAGCGAGGUCAGAAAAGAGAUGUCGAGAAACGCACAGUCCAACUCGCCUUCGAAAUCGAAUGGAAACGGGUCCUUCGAUGCACAAUCUUAA